Molecule: messenger RNA, 618 nt
Organism: Cercopithifilaria johnstoni
Lineage: Eukaryota; Metazoa; Nematoda; Chromadorea; Rhabditida; Onchocercidae
Source: the annotation of a GenBank genome assembly
GUCAAUCCCCCAACAGCUUACAGAAUGUUGAAAGACUUCGUGAAUUUAAAAGCUGGUGAUUUGGUUGUACAAAACGGUUCAAAUUCGAGUGUUGGUCGUUGUGUAAUACAGCUGUGCAAAUUAUGGGGUAUUCGAACUGUGAAUUUUGUACGUAAUCGUGAAAAUCUUGAUGCACUCGUCCGAGAAUUAAAAGAAAUUGGUGCUGAUGAAGUAUUUGCGGAAGAAGAAAUGAGAAAAGAAUCAGGUAAUAGAGUUAAAAAUGCUCAGUUAGCGCUGAAUUGUAUCGGUGGCCGGAGUGCAAUGAUGUUAGCAACAUGUCUUUCCAAUAAGGGAGUAAUGGUUACUUAUGGUGGAAUGAGCAAGAAGCCCAUCGAGGUUCCAACUGGACCAUUCAUAUUUAAAGAUAUUAAAUUGGUGGGUUUUUGGAUCUCUCAGUGGUACACAACUCGAGGUAUCGAAAAGGAUCGCGAAGCAAUGUUUGAAGAAUUGCAGGACUUGAUAAAACAUGGAAAACUUCGUCCACCAAAAAGCGGUAGAUCAAAGCUUGAAGACUGGAAAGUGGCAAUCACUAAUGCGAUGAAUUCGUCGGGGAUAAAGCAGCUUCUUGUUAUGCAAUAA